AUGUCGUACACCAAAUCUGUGCAAAUCCUACAAUCGUCGUCAGACCCUGUGUGGCAAGCAUCCGCACUGGAGGGCCUGGCUACCAUCGUUGUCAUCGAUUCAUGGUCGACAGGACAAGGCUUACAACAAUCAACCGCUGCCGCACGAGAACUAUGGGUACCGGUUGCAGAUAAACUCACGCAAGCAACCGCGUUAUACCACAAGCCCGUUUCCUUCGAAAACGAACAAGUCUACUCGCUUCUGACAUAUCUCUUUUGCUCUUGCGUCCUCCGCCAUACGUCACUACUAUACGCCAUAUGGUCCGCGAAAGGUUGGGGUCCUUUGGCAUUCACUGCAAUGCUUCAUCCGGGGCCAAAGCCGUAUCUACCACCCACUUUGACUCAUGACCGGAACAACGACAAGGAUGCCUUGGAGCGUCUAUCUUACACCUCUGGGGUCUCUCGAGCCUCCAUCGCUUCUGUGCUUGCACAGGCACACGGCCCCUGGUUAAUGCAUCUAGGACCCCGUGAAAGGAUAGCGAUUCUCGAAGCCAUGGCCAGCAUGUAUUCUUCCAUCGGUUACAAGCGCAAGGAGGCCUUUAUUCUGAGAGAGGUGCUUGGCUGCCUACUCGACCUCAUAGUGUGCGGAAGGGAAGAAGAUGGCAUGUCCCAACCAACGGCCCUCCCAAGCGGACUUGGAAUCCACAACAUGACCCCAGCUCCAACGUCGAAUUUUGCUACAGUGGGAAUUAGGCUCAGCGAAAGUCCUCGAGGCAAUGAAAGUAUUCUAGCUGUUCUCAAACAGGCUUGCAGAGUCAUGGGGCUUGACCUCGACGCGGUUCAGCUCCUUGAUCCGGACGAGAGCAGACCCCCCGUCACCGACGCCAUCCUCUUCAAGCAGUACGACGAAGAAGAAACCGCCAUCUUCCAGGAGCCUUGUGGCUGGGCUGAGCUUCAGGUCGGGAUUGUCCGUGAAGCGGUCGCGGUGGCCGAAGCACUGCCAGAUGCGCUCAAGGUGGCGCUGCGUCGCGGAGAUCGACGAAGUGUUGAGUAUUGGUCAGGAAGGCCUGUCAUCGAUAUUGCGCUAACACCAUUACCGUCCAUUCGAGUGCCAAUCGAGAAAUCGAAAGGGGUCCUUCAGUCUCAGGGAAGCGCUGUCCCGCUUAUUCUUCAAGGUGGAACAGACCCGUUCCUGUACAAUCCCAGACGAGCACAAGCCGGAAAGGGACCCGCCUUGGUGGUGCAACACGAGCCACUGGAAUUCUUCGUCACGUUGCAAAACCCGUAUGUGUUUGAGAUCGAGUUAGAAGAGCUGUCUCUCAGUACAUCCGGAGUCGCGUUCACGACCCAGCCCAUUCGCUAUAUAAUACCACCACAAUCGACAUGCGAGAUUGUUCUAUCUGGUACACCGGAGGAGACUGGAACGCUUGUCGUGAGAGGAUGCAUAGUCCGCGCGCCCGGUGGUGUAUCCAAGGAGUAUAUCCUUCCUCUCCAUACCGACCAGGAAGAGGACCGUUUGAUGAAGAAGCGUCAGUCACUUGCCUGCGAGUUCGGUCGGUAUAAGUACCCCGGCCUAGAUUGCUAUCCCUGGGAGAAGGAACAGCGCCGCCAGAGCCGACAGAUAACGGACAGGUCUUCAUCGUCCUCAGGCUCUUCCUCGACCACGGCAAUCUCCACCUUCAAAUUCCUAGAAUGCAAGGUCGUACCCGAGCAACCUUUGUUGAGAAUCCGGAGAACCACUAUCACACAUGGAGCUCUCAUGCUUUACGACGGGGAAAGGUCCUCGAUACGUCUUACGAUCGAAAACAUAUCAACCCACCCGGUGGACUUUUUACGCCUUGCCUUUGAUGAUUCGACUGUCGCCCCCGCCCAGCAGUUGCUUCAAGAAGGCAACCUCUCGGUUUUUGAAACCUACGAGACUGAGCACAGUCUCAUCAACUCUCCUGUUUUCUCGUGGGACUCGAGCGAAGCCAAAACAAUUGCACCAAACCAAAACUUGACCUUGAAUGUCGAUUGUUUCGGAAAGGUUGGCUGCGUCCAAGGGACCAUUCACCUCUCGUAUUCCUACAUUGAGCGGGAGGAAUCCAAGUCGUCUGACGUGUUCUAUGUUCGCCAGCUGUCAUAUCCGCUUUCCGUCACCGUCUACCACAUGCUCGAAUGCCAUGAGAUGGACGUGCUUCCUUUCCCAUCCUACGUCGACAACGAAGAUUUCCAAAAACGCUUGAAAGCUGGAAAAAAGAAAGAGGUUCGAAACGCUUAUGGUUUACCAUUUGACGUCACCUUCUCUCGGAUGGAGGAUGGGAAGGCAGUGGCCUCGACAACCACCACCAUACCUCCAGGAUCGAUGUCAAGGAUUGUCCUUCCCAUUAAGAAGAUGAUUCUUCCGGAAAGUGUUACUAGCCAACCUAUCCCGACUCUAUCAGAUCGACAGUUCGUUGUAACAAAGUCGGGACUCACGGACGUGGAGCAAAAGCUGCAAAGGGAACUCUUCUGGUACCGAGAAGAGUUGUUCAAAUGUGUUCGAGGACAAUGGCAAGAGACAGGCGGAAUCCGCAAAGGAGAACUGUCCCUUCGUUCACAACGAAUGACGCUCCAUAUGCUGGAAACGCUGCGGUUGGAAGCUGCAAGAGUACAGCUUUCCUUGGUUUCUGCGACAGGCGAUGAACCUAUCACGAAGUCUGGAGGAAAAUACGAACCCACCGCGAAUGAAUUCAUCUCACUCUGUGUGAAGGUACAAAAUAUCUCAGAUUCACCAACUGUCUAUGUCAUGGAUCUUGAGAUUGUACCCAGCGAAUCCAUAAUACACGAGGGGAUCUUGAACGACAUUCCUGUGGACCGCCUGGAUGUUGGAGAAACGCGGGAAUUCACAAUCGGUGUCUGCUUCUUGUCCCGAGGACACUUCGAGAUCUCUGCCCAAGUACGGCCGUUCAACGUCCCUCACCUCGAGGCCCGGACAACCCGUUCGACACUAAUGGCUGUUGUCACCUGA
Molecule: messenger RNA, 2967 nt
Organism: Coprinopsis cinerea okayama7#130
Lineage: Eukaryota; Fungi; Basidiomycota; Agaricomycetes; Agaricales; Psathyrellaceae
Exons: 14
Coding region: 1-2967 (988 amino acids)
Cellular component (GO): trans-Golgi network
Source: RefSeq, a predicted model, not a curated record